Oenanthe melanoleuca is the source of this 1881-nucleotide messenger RNA. It is a transcript of the gene SLC3A2, whose product is annotated as solute carrier family 3 member 2. The transcript is spliced from 9 exons. Gene Ontology annotation, biological process: amino acid transport; carbohydrate metabolic process. Lineage: Eukaryota; Metazoa; Chordata; Aves; Passeriformes; Muscicapidae. The coding region runs from base 35 to 1669 and encodes 544 amino acids. The record is from RefSeq and is a predicted model, not a curated record.
CCCAGCCCAUUUCGGGCUCCCAUCCUUUCCCCAGAUGGAUCCCGAGUCUCCCCCCCGCGAUCUGGAGCUGUCGGCGCUGGAGGCCGAGAAGGAGCCGAUGGCGGCGGCGGCCGAACCCGAACCGGACCCGGAGCGGGACCCGGACCCCGAACCGGGAUCCCCCCCCCGCGCCCCCUCCCCUCCCCGCGCCCCCGCCCCGGCCGCGGGCGGCGAGAAGAACGGGCUGGUGAUGAAGAUCCCGCCGGAGGAAGAGGAGGAGGCGGCUCUGGGCGGCGCCGGCGGCUCGGGCAGCCCCAAAUUCACGGGGCUGGGCAAGGAGGAGCUGCUGCGGGAGGCGGGGACGCCGCUCUGGGCCCGCGCCCGCCUGGUGCUGCUGGUGCUGUUCUGGGGGGGCUGGCUGGGCAUGCUGGGGGCCGCUGCUGCCAUCGUGGCCCAGGCCCCUCGCUGCCAGCCCCUGCCCAGCAAGAGCUGGUGGGACCUGGGGGUGCUCUACAGAGCCCCCCCCCGCGCCUUCGGGGGAGAUCUGAAAGGUGUGGAGAAACGUUUGGGGUACCUGAAGGAGAAGCUGCAGGUGGGGGGGCUGGUGCUGGGCCCCGUGUACCCCCAAAAACCUGCAGGGGCCAAAAUCCCCCCCCUGAAGGAGCUGGACCCCACCCUGGGCAGCCUCCAGGACUUCAGUGCCCUGGUGCAGACAGCCAAGGACAAAGGGCUGAAGGUGAUCCUGGACCUGACCCCAAACCCCUCCGGCGGCUCCGUCUGGGGGGAUGCAGCCAACGACACUGAGGUUCACCUGCAGGUCAAGGCUGCCCUGAGCCAUUGGCUGAAGCAGGACAUCGCUGGGAUCUUCCUGGAUGGGAUUGAGGAGCUGCAGGCCUCGGUGGUGGCCGAGUGGAGGAACCUGACGGAGCAGCAGCCGAGCCCCAGCGGUGUGGACAGGGUGCUGGUGGGGGGCACACAGCUGCAGGAGCCCUGGCGGGUGCUCGGGGCCCCCCAGGGGCCGCAGCUGCUGCUGGGGCCGUUCCUGCAGCCCCUGGAGCCCAGCGCGGAGCGGGAGCUGCCCGAGGGCGCCCUCAGGGACCUGCUCAACUUCCUCAACUCCUCCUCCUCAGGGCUGGGCUGGAGCGUGGGGUCCCCGUGGCAGUCCUGGGUGAGGCCCGAGCUGCGGCUGCAGCAGCUGCUGCUGCUCUGGGGGCUCCCCGGGACCCCCGUGCUGUCCUACGGCGACGAGGUGGCGCUGGCUCGGCCCUCGGGGAACCAGGAGAUGUUGCCGAUGCCGUGGGAACUCAUCGAGGAAAAGGGCGGGAACAACUCUGAGGCUGCAGCAGCCCUGGAGCUGUGCAGGGGCCUGUCCGUGCUGCGGGCCCGCGAGCGCUCGCUGCUGCUGGGGCAGGCCCGGGCCGUGCGCGCGGGCCCAGCCGUCGCCAUCCUGCGCUUCUGGGACCAGAACGAGCGUUUCCUGCUGGUGCUGAACCCCCACGGCUCCGAGCUCAAACCCUUCUCUGCCAGCAGGAGCCCCGGGGAGCCCGGGGUGCCCGUGCUGCCCCACAAGGUCACCCUGCGCUACAGCACCGGCCCCGGCGUGCCCGGGGAGCAGCAGCUGCAGCUGGGGGAGCUCAGGCUGGGGCCCUACGAGGGGGUUCUGCUCAGCUUCCCCUACAGCCCAGUCUGACCCCACAGCUGCACCCCUCUUUUGGGGGGGGGGUCUCACACUCAGCUCCCCUCAGUGAUUUUUUGGGUUCUUAUCCCGCUUUCUCCACCCCCAAAUUGGUUUUUUGGGGGUUUUUCUUCUCUUUUACCACACUCCUAUUUUGGGGGUUUUUCUUUCUGUUCUGGGGGAAUUGGGGUCCCCCUCAAAUACUGAAUAAAUAAAUUGCAUUUGUG